UUCAGUUGUUCUCUGUAUUUUAUUUACAGUUAUAUUUACAAUUAAUAAGAUCAGUGCCCAGUGUCCAGACUGUUAGGACCGGGCCCAACACCCCUCUCUGAGGAUGUACGGCCUCUCGUGGAGGAGGCUUUGUUCGAUCUUUUGCUGCCCUCCGCGGCUGAACCGUAUUAUUGCCAAACUGGCCUUUCACCCCCCGGAGCCUACGUACACGCUACGUGAGAUUGAGGCCCCCGCAGCCCAGGACCUGGCGCAGGAUAAGCAGGUGGACCCCACAGUCUCUCUACCUCCGGUAUGCAAUCUGCAACUGUCAGAGGGGGCUAACUGGCCACAUUCCCAGCAGAAGCAGGACGCUGUAGAGAUGUUCCGCUGUACCACCAAGCGGGGUAAUAGCCUGGCCUGUAUGUAUGUCCGCUGCGUCCCUGGGAGCCGCUACACCCUCCUCUACUCUCACGACUGUGCUGUUGACCUAGGCAAGAUAUGCAGCCGCUACCUUGCCCUGGGCUCCAAGAUCAAGUGCAAUAUCUUCUCGUAUGACUACUCAGGCUAUGGGGUGAGCAGCGGAAAGCCAAGCGAGAAGAAUGCAUAUGCAGACAUCGAGGCAGCCUGGCACGCCCUGAGGACCCGGUAUGUACUGUAUGACUGGGAUGUAUGAGUCUUCUCCAGCCCUCACAUAGCCUCUGUCCUGUAUG
Molecule: messenger RNA, 689 nt
Organism: Pseudophryne corroboree (corroboree frog)
Lineage: Eukaryota; Metazoa; Chordata; Amphibia; Anura; Myobatrachidae
Product: alpha/beta hydrolase domain-containing protein 17C-like
Exons: 1
Coding region: 104-652 (182 amino acids)
Biological process (GO): protein depalmitoylation; regulation of postsynapse organization
Cellular component (GO): endosome membrane; plasma membrane
Molecular function (GO): palmitoyl-(protein) hydrolase activity
Source: RefSeq, a predicted model, not a curated record